Molecule: messenger RNA, 921 nt
Organism: Chaetomium globosum CBS 148.51
Lineage: Eukaryota; Fungi; Ascomycota; Sordariomycetes; Sordariales; Chaetomiaceae
Exons: 3
Coding region: 1-921 (306 amino acids)
Biological process (GO): protein dephosphorylation
Cellular component (GO): cytoplasm
Molecular function (GO): phosphatase activity; inositol diphosphate tetrakisphosphate diphosphatase activity
Source: RefSeq, a predicted model, not a curated record
AUGUCCACCAACGACAAGGCGGUGUCGAAACGGACUGCAAGGCAAACGGGGGAGUAUUCAGAGAGUCGUAUGGCGCGGCACGACGAGAUGGCAUCCGAGCCACUCGAAAGGCAAGCUUCGAGAUCUACCGUAGCGACACGCUGCACCAGUCUGGAGCCCUCUCCGAUGAUUCGUCCCACAGAUGUACAACAGGAAAUCGACACCUUGGACCUGGAUUCUUUGGAACGGAGUAAUUACAAGCUCCGGGAUGCAUUCCAUCCACCUACCGCACCCCGGACACUCUGCUACUCGACGCACGAGCUUGAAAAGAACCUCCCCGCCGAGAGCCGGCCGGCCAACUUUGGCAUUGUGGUACCAGGCGUUUAUCGAAGCAGCUUUCCACAAGCCGAGGACUAUGCCUUUAUCCAGGGUCUUAAGCUCAAAACUAUUGUGACGCUGGUGCACAAGGAAUUCCCCCGGGGUUACGAUGCUUUCCUCCAUAGAAAUGGCAUCCAACAUGCCAUCUUCGACAUGAAGGGCACUAAGAAAGAGUCAAUUCCUGUCGCGACUAUGGAGUCCAUUCUUCGCGUGGUAUUGGAUCGCCGAAAUCACCCCUUGCUCAUCCAUUGUAACCACGGCAAGCAUCGCACCGGUUGCGUUAUUGGCGUUAUCCGCAAACUUUCGGGUUGGAACCUGAGCAGCAUAGUCAACGAGUACAAGGCAUACGCCGAGCCGAAAAUCCGAGAGUGUGACAUCGAAUAUAUCACGGGUUUCGAACCGAUCAACACCUUGAAUCUCUUUCGGGACCCGAAAGUGCCCUUUCGCGACCCCCGCUUCGCCCGGGCGAUCAUCUUCGCCCUCGUCAUCCUCAUGAUCUGGUUCGUCACGGACCUCGCAGUCGACAGAAACCGGGAUGGGGCUGAAGCACGGGUUCCCAAGUGA